This is a messenger RNA of Manihot esculenta (cassava), 2031 nucleotides long. RefSeq names its product probable serine/threonine-protein kinase PBL3. The record is from RefSeq and is a predicted model, not a curated record. Bases 232 to 1404 code for a protein of 390 amino acids. Lineage: Eukaryota; Viridiplantae; Streptophyta; Magnoliopsida; Malpighiales; Euphorbiaceae. The transcript is spliced from 6 exons. Gene Ontology annotation, biological process: protein phosphorylation. Gene Ontology annotation, molecular function: protein kinase activity; ATP binding.
UUCAUUGACCAGAUUGCUGCUUCUCUCCUUCUCAUUCUCCUGCUCCUCCUCCUCAUUAUCUCUUAUUCCCAUCAAUUAUCAAAUGCAAUCAAAUGGACCCUUUUACCCAUUCAUCCUUCUCUUUCUUCUCCCCCAUUAUUUGGACCCUUUGCCUUUCAAAUUUUUAUCGUUUAGUUUCUUCCUCCUCGCUUUCAUUCUAUUGGAGAGGAAGUUUUUUGAGAUUAUUCAAUUAUGGGAAACUGCUGCUUAAAACCAGCCAAGUGCGCUCAUGUUUCUUCUACUAAUUUUUCCUCUGGAAGUAAAAAGUCUCAUAUUGAUGAGUUGAAGCAGGAUUCUACCACUUCUUCGCAGAAAGCAUCGCUGGGAAGCUUUAACAAGUCUUUCAAAACAAGCACGGUUGAUUUAUCUGUUCCCAGCAGUCUCAAGUCCUUUAGCUUUAGUGACCUAAGGAAUGCCACCAAGAACUUUCGCUCAGAAACAAUGCUUGGAGAGGGUGGUUUUGGAUGCGUUUUCAAAGGAUGGCUUGAUGAGAAUACUUUAGCUCCUACUAAACCUGGAACUGGGAUUGUGGUGGCAGUAAAGAGGCUCAAGGCUGAAAGCUUUCAGGGCCAUAAGGAGUGGCUUGCAGAAGUUAACUACCUAGGGCAGCUUCGUCAUGAAAAUGUCGUGAAGCUCAUUGGGUAUUGUGUUGAGUCUGAGAACAGACUUCUAGUUUAUGAGUUUAUGCCCAAGGGAAGUUUGGAGAAUCAUUUAUUCAGAAAAGGGGAUCAACCUAUUACCUGGGCUACAAGGAUGCGCAUUGCCAUUGAUGUAGCGAGGGGGUUGUCCUUCUUACAUGGUUUAGAUGCCAAAGUCAUCUAUCGUGAUCUGAAGGCAUCCAAUAUUCUACUUGAUUCGGAUUAUAAUGCAAAGCUUUCUGACUUUGGCCUAGCAAGGGAUGGUCCCACUGGAGAUAACACUCAUGUUUCAACCAAAGUGGUGGGAACUCGGGGUUAUGCUGCACCGGAAUAUGUGGCUACAGGUCGCUUGACUCCAAAGAGCGAUGUCUACAGCUUUGGUGUUGUCUUGCUAGAAUUACUAUCAGGAAGAAGGGCAAUGGAUGAUGAGAGAGCUUAUUUUGUUGAAGAAACUCUGGUGGAUUGGGCAAAACCUUUUCUGAGUGACCCCAGGCGAGUUUUGAGAAUCAUGGACACCAGAUUGGGUGGUCAGUACUUCAAGAAAGGAGCCCAAGCUGCAGCUGCUCUUGCAUUGCAAUGCCUGCACACAGAUCCCAAAAAUAGGCCAUUGAUGAUUGAGGUUCUAACUGCAUUAGAAAAACUUAACACAUCAAAAGAUGCACCUAAGACACCCUCUCCAGCUAGGCUGGAUAGUCACUGGAUCAAGCGCGGGUCCUCACAGGAAUAAAAAGCAGCUACCAAUUUCAGUAUGAACAAUGUUUUCUCCUUGUGGUCUGACACAUCAAUCAUGUUUCUUGGAGAGCUAUUUUCAUGGUUUUCUACUGAAGUGCACUUGAAGCUAGUACAUCUCUCUAAAGCAAGUACAAAAUUAGUUAUACGCCAGAGCAGGCUAAAGCCAAAUUUAGCAAGAAGAAACAAUGUAUAUACAUAGUCUCUCAGCGUCUGGAGAAUGGCAUUGUGGAAAAGGCAUAUGUAUUAUCUGCAUAUUGUAAAUGGACGCUUUGGUGUUUGAGUUUUGUUUGUUACGAGCUAGGAUUGUUUUCAAACAAAAUCACAAAAUGAAGAGAAUGUUAAUGAGAUGAGAUGAGAUGAGGUGAGUUUAUUACUGUUUCUAACAAUAUUGCAUUCUCUUGGGGGGGUACUGGCAAGUCAAUUGUGAAAUUUAGUGGCAUUUUAGGUUCAUUCCUUAAUGUCUGAAAUAAGAGUGAUGAGUUGUUUUUUUUUUUUUCCUUCUAGUAAGUCUGUGUUAGUCAUCAUAGACUGGGGCAGUUAUUUGAGAAAAUUGAUCUUAAUUGAAUCGAUUCAUUUAAAACAGUAAUAAACUGAAUAGAAUGGAAGCACUUGAACAGAAUAU